Molecule: messenger RNA, 8620 nt
Organism: Pocillopora meandrina
Lineage: Eukaryota; Metazoa; Cnidaria; Anthozoa; Scleractinia; Pocilloporidae
Source: the annotation of a GenBank genome assembly
AUGGCUAGGAAGAGACUCUGCUUUUUCCUGCUUCUACCCCUAAUCUUUUCACACUGUAAAGCUAAAGAAACACUUUACAUCGGUGGACUGUUUGGUAUUGACACAAGUGGCGGUGGAUGGAACUCGGCAGGAAUAAUUCCCGCCGUUCAGAUGGCUAUCGAUGAAAUAAACAACAACACGGAGAUUCUCAAGGAUUAUCACCUGCAACUUUUGAUAAAGGAUUCUCAGGUUUGUGAACUAUAAUGGUAAAAUAUAAAGGAAACUUCUCUCACAGAAACCAUAUGAAUCUUUUAAAAUUCAAAUCCUCUGCAAAUAAUGACAGCGGUUGAGUCGCAUUUUGAAUCUUUAAACAAGUCGGAGCGGAUUAUUGUAAUAAUUUAAUGUAGUAAAACAAUCUUUAAAUCUAUGGAAGCAAUUUUUUUCACUUUGUUUCCCUGAGAGUAAGAUAUGGAAGUAAUAUAUGCAAGAGAAGAAGCAGUUCGUUUACACUUUUUAAAUUUUCCUGACACCCAAGGAAAUAGUUAAUGUAUUCAUCCUUUUUCCCAACGCUUACACAAGUCUUGUUUGCACAGCUUGGAUUAAAACUCUACUUUAUUUUUCUGCAGCGAGUGAAGCAUCAACGAACAUUUCUACGUGCCAAAGUCCUUCAUGUUUAUAAUUUUGAUCGGUACAGCGACGUCAUUAUCACUUAUUUCCGCGAUAACUUCGAGAAAUUCAAUUUCCGUCCAGGAAAAUUCGUUUCUUCAGUUUGGGACGUCCAAGAGAUUUGAAGGAUUUUUAAAUCUAACGAGUUUGUCAUAUUAAUUAAGGUUCAUCGGAUGUUCAUGAACUGACAGUUUUAAUUCCGAUAAUCAAUGCAGGGCAGACUAGAUAAAUUUCAUCAUUUAUUUGGACUUUUUCAUUGUUUUAAGGUUUGUUGAAUGAUCAUGAAAUGACACAUCUAAUUCCGAUAGUCGAUGUAGAGGCAGUCUAGAUUAAUUUCAGCACUGAUUUGGACUUUUCAUUUUUUUUAACACUCAGUGCAAUGUUGGCGAGGCUGUCCGCAGAACUUUGGAGUACAUAUCAUCCGGGAAACCCAAAAUCAUGUUUCUAGGCCCUGGAUGCUCUAAAGCCGCAAUGCCAGUGGCGGAAGCCAUUCAUUACUGGAACAUUGUGCAAGUAAGUUCUCUCACCUGCUAUGUUAAGAGCAGGAUAAAUCACAUAACUGAUAUUUUAAUGAAGCCGGGGAAAAGUGAAGAUCAAAGAUCUUGACCGGAACAAUGAAUUAUGCUCUAUAAUUGGUUUUCAUCAAAUGCCAGGUUUUUGGUGAAUAUUUUACACCUUGCUUUUAGAGAUAAAUGAGAACAAACCUAUUAGGAACUUUAUUUGGAAUGAAGGUGCUUUCCUCGGAAUUGUUUUCAAAUGAAAGAACAUGGAGAGACCGAGAAUGAUUUUUUUUCUGAAAUAACAACAAAAGCAUUAUUCAAAUUUUAUUUUCCUUAGAUUGGCUUCUCAAAUUCUUCCCCAUUGCUAUCGUCAAAAGCCGUUUUUCCCCUCUACUUUCGAACCAACCCUUCGGAGAAAUUCUCCAAUCUGGGACGAAUUGCGAUUCUUAGACGAUUCAGCUGGAAGAAAGUUGCCAUUCUGCAACAAAACAACGACGUUUUCACAGGAAUCAGCAAUUCUCUUGUUGAUUUGCUGAGUGCUGCCAAUCUAACCGUCCUUGCCUACGAGAGUUUCAAAGAUCAUCCGAAGUUUGCCAUAAAGAACCUAAAGGUAAACUAUCUAAAGUUUUGUUCCGUUUUCAUGAGGCAAUUCACGCUCAGUGAUUAAACAAUGAACACCUAACUUUCCAUGGUCACUUUGGAAUGAAUAUCGCAUCAAUUUAUUGAAGACAGUACCGAUGAGAAGAAAGAAGCAAACGCAAUUUACGCUGAUAAUCCAGAUAAUUAUAGGGUUAUUUAUGUCCAGUUCAGAUCAAGUCCUCAGCGGGUUAUGACAUAAACUUUACACAACUGUUAUUUUAAAUCCCUCAGAGGAAAGAUGCCCGUAUCAUCUUUGCAUUUUUCUAUCCAGAUCAACAUUAUGUCACCUUUUGUGAGGUAAGGGCGUAAAGUAAGAAAAUUUCAUUAUCAAUCUUUCCAUAGUGAGAAGCGAUCGCCAGCUCCCGUCUCUGAAUGGAAGAUGGGAUUGAACUCAUACUUUCAUUUAUAAUGUAACCAGAAGGGAGACAUACCAUGAUGAACAAAAAGAGAUUAUAAACUGUAUGUAAAUCUCUUGCAGUUUAUAAUCUCUCGUCAACGACUGAUCGUAACUGACUGAAAAAGAAAGGAACGGCGAACUUAAAAUGAACUGGAGCCUUUAACAGAGACUCUGUACAAUAAUAUUAAGGUCCAUUUGCUAGAUUAUAAAAAUAUCCAUACACUAACGCUGAAACCCAAAAUACGACUGUUAAAACGAAAUUAGAUGACGCUAGUCAAAAACUGAUAACCGUUUCACGUGUAAAUCAUUUAAUUUCUGUGUCUGAAUUAUCAUCUACAGGCUUUCAAGCAAGGUAUGUAUGGACCGAAAUAUGUGUGGAUUUUGAUCUCUGGUCGAAAUCCGGACAAUUGGUGGAAAGUGCAAAGCCCUCUCGUGGAUUGUACUCCUGAGGAAGUACGAAAAGGCUUGAGUAACAAUAUCGGAACUGCAGAAUUGAAACUCAGUCCUGUCUCGGGACCAACUAAAUUUGGAAAAGUAUGUAACAUAACCUAAGCCAAAUCAACUUCUCUUUUUACGUAAGGAGACUCGAGGGAGAAACAUGUACAGUGUAUAGUUGACAACAUACCUUCCCAACCCAAUUUUUUGAAAUGAAUGAAUGAGAAUGAAGGAAAAUCUUAUUUCUUUUAUAUACCAUACCGAGAUCACGCGUAACAAGCCUCGAAAAAUACAUAUAGAAAAAUAAUAUUAUAACAAUACAAGUUACAACACUAAGCGUAGAGACAUCAUUUUCACCUAUUUGAAAAAAAAAUACGAGGAAAGCUUUGACCUUUUGGUGAUUAUAGUUUAUUACUUUGUUUAACAAAAUAAAAGUCUUGCAGGCCCCAAUUCAAACCAGGGCCAGCCUGCAUAAAUAUCGCUAAUAAGCAAAUAAAUGAAUAAAACAAUGUGACCAAGGCUUUACUCGUACCCGCGACAAAAUAUUCAAAUUAGAGGUUUCUGAUCUUAAGAGAAAUGAUCCACGGUCAUAAAGUUUUAUGCUAACACAGAUUAAAUAGAUAUCUUUUGCAUUCAUUUUUUUUUUGUCAAUUUUCUUAGACAUCCCAAGAACUCUACACUGAAUAUCUAGAACGCCUCAACAACUCGGGAUAUUCUGAAAAUACGUUUGCUUCUUAUGGAUACGAUGCGGUCUGGACAUGCGCGCUGACUCUCAACGCAUCGAUUGAUGUCUUGGAAAAACAAAACUUCAAACUGAAUGAAUUCAACUAUAGCCAUCCUAACGUGAGCAAAGUCUUUGUCGACAUAAUGAAGAGGAUUUCAUUUGCCGGAAUGACAGUAAGUUGUACUCAAUCGCAAUAACUGCGUUAGCAAUCUGUGAUUGCAUUGCUGUCUUGAGGAUAAGCCAUUCUCGAUUAUCGAAUUCCAACUCCUCAAUUUAUUUGUAGGGCCAGGUGAAGUUCGACAGCAACCAUGACCGUAUAACAAAACUGGAGGUCCGACAAAUACAAGGCGAGUACUAACCGUGUGUGACAAAUUUUCAUCGCCUUUCUCGUAUCACACCCCUCUACAUGUUUUUAUUUUACCUUCAAACCCAAUCUGUUAAAGGCUUUGUUUGUCUCGUCGUGUAGGAAACACCGAACGAAGAGUUGCAUUCUACGACAUGGAAAAUGACACAUAUGAAGAAGAUCGCAAUAAUGAUUACUUCUGGGAUGGUAAUAUUCCCGUUGUUUUUUAUGUUGCUUUGUUUGAACAAUUGUAUACUUAUAGAGAAUCUCUUUCUUUUAACUUGAAGGCGUCAUUAGUUUCUCAAGGAGUAGAGUAAAAUUUAAAGUGCCAUUCGCGCCAAGAUAUUUUAUUAUACAUUCUACUUAGAAAAAUAACUUUAGCAUUUCAGAUCUUUUAUCUUAGAGAAGGAAGAGAGUUGUGAUCACGUUGUCAUUAUCUAUUCUGAUGGAUGUAUAAAAAACUUACCCCCAUAUAUGACGUACAUUUCUAUUUCAUCACAGUGAAAUUCCAUUUUUUUUUUACUUUUUUGCAUGCUGAGGUGGUAAAGUCCCCGUUGAUGGUCUUAGGAUAGAAGAAAAGCUGGAAGGAGUUGACCCAGGGGUGUUGUGGUUUGUCAUCGCUGUAUCAAUCCUCGGAAUUCUGAUGGCUAUCGGAUUCCUCAUAUUCAAUGUAUACAACCAAAAUAUCAGGUACCUGUUUUACAGUUUUUAUUCUAGAUAAGGAGAUUCAAAUACGUAUGCAUCUGCUUCUAAAGCUCAAACAAGAAAUCACGCCUUUAACAAGGUGUGAGGGGUUAAUAUUUUGGCAAAGAGCAUUCACAAUAACAAUAAUAAUAAUGUAAAAGGAAUCAGGAGUUUGGGCCAUCAUCUAAGCUUAGGAGUCACUGAUAAAUAAAUUUUGCUUUAUUUUUUUCCUUCCUUAGGUACAUAAAAAUGUCGUCACCCAAUCUUAAUAACCUUAUUAUAGUCGGUUGCAUACUUGUCUAUGUGGCGGGUGUACUGUUCGGCUUAAACAAAGAGCAAGCAAGUUAUUUGUGUCAGGUAAAUGCGUAUAAACUUCUGAUUUGCUCAAAAUAACCAUGAGGUCUUCAUUUUAGCUAUGGUAGACUGCAAUUCUUAUUUAUCAAAAUUUUGGAGACCAUGAUAUCUGAGCUACGUAUUUGGACCUAGUAUUUUUCGUAGAAUCAGUUAACAAAGUAAUGUCUGGAGACGCUUUUUUAAUGUAACAAUUAAAUGGUUUAAAAGCAGGGCAUCUAUGGACUAUACCAUCUCACAUCAGUUAACUUGAAGGAAAUGUUUGAGGGCUAGGGAAAUAGUAAAUAGCGAACAGAAAAUAAAGAAAAAUUAGAAACAGUAACACUUACUAAUUUAUUCCUCGAAACCUUUUUAUUCUCAGUUGGAGUUAUGGAUUGCAAUGAUUGGAUUCAGCUUAGGCUUUGGAGCGAUGUUCAGCAAAACCUGGAGAGUUCAUGUAAUAUUUCUCAAUGCUAAAACUACAAAAAAGGUGAGUGCAUACUGAGCAAACUCUUCAAAAAUUCUCUCUUAAUCUAAAGUUUUGACAACCUGUUACAUUAGUCACUUUAAGUGCUUUCCUCAUGAGUUAACUUUUGUACUUGUUCCAGUUUUUUUUUUUUUUUCAGUUUUUCUAAUUAUCAAAAACUAUUUCAUUCAACUUCCCUUUAGGACAAUUGAUUUACCCAGGAUUGAAUAAACUCAAACGAUCAACUUUAAAAUUGAACAUAGAUCCAAUGUUUUUACAAGUUACUCAUAUUUCUGCAAGUCGUUGUCAAUAAAAAAGACAGAGAGAGAGACAAAAAGACAGACAGGCAUAAAGCAUAGGCAGACGAAUGAACGAGAUCAACAAUAAACAACAGAAGUUAAGAUAAGUAGAAAGAUAGAUAUAUAGAUAGACGUAUAGAUGGAUAGAUAUAUGCAACUGCAACGUAGCGAAAUCUUCAUUUCGAAAGAUCUCUAAACGCGAUUUUUUCUGAAUUAUUUUCCUUCAGGUUAUCAUCCGGGACCGUCAGUUGUUUGGUAUGGUUGCUGUUCUUCUUUCAAUCGAUGUCAUAAUUCUCGUCAUCUGGCAGAUUGUCGACCCAUUGACAAAUAAAGUAGGAAACCUGACGCUGCAGGUAAAGAGCAAAAAUUUAUAAUCAAUUCGUGAGAUUUUGAACUCGAGGGAAAAGAAAGCUUUGACUCGCCUCUCUAGAGAGAUCUCUUCCAACGUGCGCCCAUGCCACCAAAACCUGAAAUGACUUGCAAGUCUGGCCUUAAGAAGCCUAAAAAUAGAUUUAAACUUUGAUAGCUAUAUUAGGCUUAAUUUCCUACUUCAUUGAAACAUCAACAGGACCUGCAUUACAUUUCGCCGGGAAAAUUAAGAGUCGAGGGUUAAGGAAAUUAAGGCAUGAGACCAGGGUGGCGAAAAUCUUUGUCAUUCCAAAAGUCUCAGUUGGGGCUGUAUAGGUGCUAAAUUAUGUAUUUCCUGCACCACUGCAAUGGGAAGACUUUAUGUUAUCAAUUCUUGGAAAGUCUAGGACUGUAGUUAACUGUUUGACAAUCUAAUAUGGCACUGAAUAGUGCACAUUAACCUUCUAUAAGUCAUUGAAUGCUAAAAAUUCAUUUUUGCUAAAGUAACUUGGAUUAUUUUCAAAUAAUUUUCAAAUUGUUCCUAUAGGUAUCACAAGAAGAUGACACUGGCAUACAACCGUAUAUAACCAUGUGUACAUGCGAGAACAUAACGAUAUGGCUAGCUUGCAUAUACGUGUACAAAGGUAGUAGUCAGAGAUUUUUAAGUGCUGAUGGACGACCCAGCGUAUCUUGCAUCGCGAAUAUGGGAGAUUCCUUGAUCAAAGCUUAUUUGGAGAGUGAUCUGUGCUUGUUUGGGAGAUGAUCAGUGUCAGACACCGAUUCUUAAAAACCCCAUUCAUUUUUAGCUUCUACAGUCGUGCGCUGUAAACAAACCGGACCAUUUUUCCUGAGGCCAGACGAUUUCCAUUGUCUGUCCGUUUCUUCAAAGUAAUAAAGCUGGAUAAAAUGAAAUUUAAAUAAACUUAUUCGAGUGUUGACGUCAAUGCAAAUUUGGUUCUAGCGAUUAAUGUUGGCCAUGAGACAUAUAAGUGGUGAAGUAAACCGCUCAUAGAGUGAUUCACCAAUCUAUUAAAUUCCCUGAGAUUUAUCAAAUGAACAACUGGUGCUAACUAUUUACUAAUCAACGUGACAUUAUUGCUUUCUAUCUUUAGGCCUGUUGUUAUUAUUUGGAGCCUUCUUGGCCUGGGAAACCCGCAAAGUGCAUAUCCCUGCUUUAAAUGACAGCAAGCUGAUUGGCUUGUCCGUGUAUAACGUCAUCAUUCCUUGUAUCCUCGUAAUUCCUAUUCUUGGUGUUGUCGCUGACCGACCUAAUAUCCAGUUUUCCUUGUCCUCGUUCCUCACCAUCUUCAGUACCUCAUUUACUCUGAGUCUUGUUUUCGUUCCAAAGGUUAGUUUACUGAGUAAUUUUUGAUAGCUUAGCUUCGAGUUGUGUCAUGAACACGUCUGCUUCUUUCACCAAUUAGUGCAACUGAUAAAAGCAUUCUAUUCGACUCCGGAUCGAGUGGUCCGGGUUCGAGCCCUGGCCAGGGUCAUUGUGUUGUGUUCUUAGGCAAGACACUUUACUCUCACAGUGCUUCUCUUCACCCAGGUGUACAAAUGGGUACCAGCAAAUAUGCCGGAGGUAACCCUGCGAUGGACUAGCAUCCCAUCCAGGGGGGAGUGGCAAUACUCCUAGCCGCUUCAUGCUAAGGAAACCGGAGUUAAGCGCCGGCCCCAUGGGCCACCUGGGCCUGUAUAAAGGCUUUACUUUUUUACUUUAUUAGAAACAUAUACAGGAAACAUCUUUAUGGGUAAAUUUUCGUGUCGUGUAUAGUGCGCGACACUUGCGAAAUUAAAUUCGUUUUCAUAAUCGUAAAGGGUUCAGCUAUAUCUUCAUCACAAUGAUAUUCAACAAAGCUGGGAAACAUUAUACCAUUACCAUGACAGUGAUGUUUUAGUUUUAGAAUUUGAAACUAAAUCAUACGGUUUGUUUAUUGUAGAUAAUGUUCUUAAGAACCGCAGACGACAAUAGUUUUUCAACUGCCACUGGCUCAACUAUGGAAGGUGGACGAAUGUCAUCGAAGGUAAAAAUACAAUCAACCAAAAUAGAUAAAGCAAACUAUUCCCCUUUAAUAUUUGUUUCUGUUCAGGUAAAUAAAGUAGACAUAAACAAAAAAGCAAGCUUUAAGUCAUGUUUAAUACUAUCGCGUACCACUUUUAAUCCAAAAAUGUUGCUAGUGGAACCGACACCAUGUUUGCACGUGCUCUGAAUAAUAUAAACGAAACGUGGAGAGGAUAAUUUUUUCUUAUAUUUUUUCUUCUUUCAUUUAUUCCGAGCAGCUCAGUCCAAAAGAAAAUUUGGGGGUUUCCUUUUUCUUUUCGCUUUUUUUUUCUUUACUUACGGUGUUGUGCUUUUUAGGUGGAACCACAACAUACUUCUAAAACAAGCGAGGAGAACGUUAAAGAGACAGAAGAAUGACUUACUAUGUGAGAUUUUAGAGAACUGCAGGGGAAAUCACACCUUUCUUUAAUAUCAUGGAGACAUCCUGAAGCUUACAAGAGUCUUAGAGCAGGAAAUUAUGUCAAUCGUGUUUGACGCAACAACAAUUGCUUUUCUUUUAUUAAAAAAAUUUUGUGGAAAAUACCGCAUAAGAGCAGAAGUAUCUAAAUUAGAAUUUCUUGUUUCGUAAGAAAUCAUUUAUUAGCGUAGUGCGUCUCCUGUUUCCGCUUGUACGGUGAUUUUAAGAGAAUGUCAAGAUAAUUGUCCCCAAUGUUCUUUUGGAGACAUGGCAACACUUACAUGGACUAGUGCAACUUCAGAAUGGAAUACUGCCAUAGCAACCAAUCGAGUGCAAUACUGGGAGAGCUUC